Molecule: messenger RNA, 1788 nt
Organism: Salarias fasciatus (jewelled blenny)
Lineage: Eukaryota; Metazoa; Chordata; Actinopteri; Blenniiformes; Blenniidae
Product: transmembrane protein 163-like
Exons: 8
Coding region: 108-818 (236 amino acids)
Cellular component (GO): synaptic vesicle membrane
Molecular function (GO): zinc ion binding
Source: RefSeq, a predicted model, not a curated record
CCUCCUCCUCCUCCUCCUCCUCUUCUUCCUCCUUUUCCUCCUCCUCGGCUCCUGGCACGCGCGGACAGAACCAGAUCCAGGACCAGGACCGGGACCAGGGUCUGAAGAUGGACCAGGAGAUGAAGAUUACAGACAGCAUAGAAGACCGAGGCCUCCUGGAGAGCAGCAUGCGGCUGAAGCCUCACGAGGCUCAGAGCUACAGGAAGAGGGCGCUGUGGGUGUCCUGGGCAUCCAUCGCCGUGACGAUCGCUCUGGCUGCUGCCGCCUUCACCGUCUCCAUCAUGCGCCACAGCGCCUCGGCGUUCGGAUUCGCCUUUGACGCCACGCUGGACGUGCUGUCCUCCGUCAUCGUCCUGUGGCGCUACAGCAACGCCGCCGCCGUCCACUCGGCGCACAGGGAGUAUAUAGCGUGUGUGAUCCUGGGCGUGGUCUUCAUCCUGUCCUCCCUGUGCAUUCUGGGAAAGGCCAUCCAUGACCUGGCCACCAAGCUGCUGCCUGAAGUGGACGACUUCCUGUUCAGCGUGUCGGUCGUCAGCGGCCUGCUGUGCGUCAUCCUGGCCGCCAUCAAGUUCAUGCUGGGGAAAGUCCUGACGAGCCGAGCCCUGAUCACCGACGGGUUCAACUCCAUGGUCGGGGGGAUCAUGGGCUUCUCCAUCCUCAUCAGCGCCGAGGUCUUCAAGCACGAGCCCAGGGUGUGGUACCUGGACGGGACGAUAGGGGUCCUCAUCGGACUCAUCAUCCUCGCCUAUGGCGUCAAGCUGCUGGUGGACAUGGUCCCAAGAAUCCGACAGAAUAGGAACUACGAGAGAUUCGAGUGAAGGGCACGCCGAUGGACGAAGCUCCCAUAGUCUUUUUUUUUGUUUUUUAAAAAGUGUUUUCCUGUACAUACAAUGGCUUCAUCUGUCUUUUAUUUUGAAACGGACACCGCGGUCUUUCUGAAUCGAAGCAAGAGGAUCUAACGGGGAGUCGACCCGUCGGUCGAGGUACAAUACCUCAGCUAUACCUCAUUGUCUCGUCAUUAAGCGGCAGUUUGUCCAACCGAGGCGUCCACGCCGCGGCCGGUUGGCGUAGUUUUGGACGCAUCAGUGCCGAGGUCUAUUUGGCAAGGCAGGGGUGGAGGAGGGCACAGCAAAGAAUCCGAAUCUUACCAAGUUUUUUUUAAACUUGCUUUGAGUAAAAAUGUCUCAUUUUACUCGAUUUAAGAUAAAUUUACUUAAAAAAAUAUAUUUUAUCAACACAGAAAUGCUUGAUUUUAGAGGUUCUCUGAAAUCAAGACAAUUUCCACUUGUUCUGUUGACAGAUUUUUUUCUCUUAAAUUAACUUACUUUUACUUUGAAAUAAUUAAAAAAUAAUUUACAAUUUUCACUUGUUCUUUUGGCAGAUUUUUUUGUUAAAUGAGAUACUUUUGCUUUGAAAUAUGUUAAACCUACAAUUCUCACGUGUUCUAUUUCUAGAUUUUUUUUCUUAAAUUACAAUGCUUUUACUUUGAAAUAAGUAAAGACAUCUGCCAGUAGAUCAAGUGAAAACUUCAAAAUUAAAAUUUCAGCUAAACAAAAAGACUUGAUUUUAGAGAAGCUCUCUGAAAUCGAGAUAAUUUUCACUUGUUAUAUUGGUUAAUUUUUUUUUAAUUUAUUUUAAAGUAAAAGUAUAUUAAUUUAAGAAAUUAAUCUGCCAAGAGAAAAAGUGAAAAUUGUCUUGAUUUCAGAGAACUUCUCUUAAAUCAAGUCUUUAUUUUGCUGAAAUAUAAUAUUUAACUGUAAAAAAAAAAAAAAAAAAAAAAAAAAACUU